UUUUUUUUUGCGACCAAAACCUAACUAGCUUAAGUAUGCUUGAUGUCGCUCUAAACGGAUUGAGCGGUUCAGUGCCUACGGAAAUUGGCAUGAUGAAAAAAUUGAAGUACUUAGACCUUGCAGGCAACAACUUGAGCGGUUCAGUGCCUAUGGAGAUUGGCGAGCUAGCAAAUUUGAUUUACUUAGACCUUAGCCACAACAACUUGAGCGGUUCAAUGCCCGUGGAGAUUGGCUCUCUUGCAUAUUUAACUGAAUUGUACCUUGAAAUGAACAACAUGAGUGGUGUGAUAACAGAAGAACAUUUUGCUGGUCUGAUGAAUUUGAAGACCAUUGAUUUAUCUUUUAAUAAUUUGGAGUUCACAAUUGACUCGCAUUGGGUACCUCCAUUCAACUUGGACUAUGGAUACUUUUCACCUUGUUAUUUGGGUCCCCAGUUUCCUAAAUGGCUUCGAUGGCAGAAGGGCACUAUAGAACUUGAUAUUUCAAACACGGGCCUAGUUGGUAGGAUCCCAGAUUGGUUUUGGACUACCUUUUCUGAGGCUGAAUCGUUGGACAUCUCCUCGAACCAACUUAGCGGGGACUUACCACUUAGUCUGGAGUUCAUGUCAGUGAUUGACCUUUCAAUGCAUUCAAAUCUACUGACUGGUUCCAUACCAAAGUUACCAAAAACAAUUAUGUUAUUGGACAUAUCCAGAAACUCUUUAAGUGGAUUUCCAUCAAGUUUCCAAAAUCCAGAUUUGCAGGUCGCGGUUCUUUAUUCAAAUUCAAUAACCGGGCCUAUUCCAGCGUCAAUUUGUCGUUUGCGAAAAUUGCGGGUCUUAGAUGUUUCAAACAAUCUACUUUCAGGAGUGCUUCCUGAUUGUGGCGGAAAAGAGUUAAAACCACAUGACCUAUCUAUCAACAACUCUUCAACCGUCAAUUCAGUGAGUUCUUUGAGUUUGAAAAUCACUACUCUCCUUCUUGGAAACAAUAGUUUAUCAGGUGGAUUUCCUUUGUUCCUACGACAAUGUCCAAGUCUUAUUUUCCUCGAUCUCGUUCAAAACAAGUUCAAUGGAGAGUUACCGGAAUGGAUUAGUGAAGUCAUGCCUGGUUUGGUUGUGCUACUGCUACGUCUAAACAACUUUUCUGGUCACAUUCCAACUAAAAUAAUGGAACUUCACGCUGUUCGUAUUUUGGAUCUGUCCAAUAAUAACUUUUCUGGGGCCAUACCACAAUACCUAGAAAAUUUGAAAGCUUUGAGGGGCACAUCUACUUCUGAUGAUGGUACAGAAUCUUCGAAUCCUUUUGGUGAAACAUACUACCUCAAGUAUAGUACGGUUCAUAUGGGACCCUCUGAUGAUAGCUUAUCAGUCGUAAUAAAAGGGCAAGUGCUUCAAUACCAGGGGAAUAGUAUAUAUUUGAUGACCCUUGAUUUAUCCUGCAACGGUUUAACCGGAAAAAUCCCAAAGGAAAUAAGCUCCCUUGUCGGUCUCAUAAAUUUGAACUUAUCAUCAAACUUGUUGAAUGGAAAUAUCCCAUAUAAGAUUGGCAACCUUCGAUCACUCGAGUCUCUUGACCUCUCAAAAAACAAUCUUGGUGGUGGCAUACCUCAGAGCUUAUCAAAUUUGACGUACUUGAGCUAUCUAAACUUGUCAUACAAUAAUCUCUCAGGAAGAAUACCUUCGGGACAUCAACUAGACACACUCAAGGCAGAUGAUCCAGCUUCUAUGUACAUUGGUAAUCCUGGUCUUUGUGGAGAUCCUGUUCCAAGGCAAUGUCCUGGUUCUCCAAGAGAUCUGCCAGUCAACGGUGAUUCGGAAAGUUUGCCUGAACCUGGUUUGUCUCAAAUGGAUUUCCUUCUAGGAUUAGUUACUGGUUUUGUGGCAGGUGCUUGGAUGGUAUUUUUUGGGUUUCUUUUUGUAAAGAGGUGGAGGUAUGCUUAUUUCAGGCUGGUCGACAGGCUACUCGAUAGUUUGCAUGUCAUCUUUGUUGUUAACUGGCGGAAAUGGUUCACGAACACAAGUGGAAUUUAAGCAAGGCAUAUAUACAGUGGGUGGUUGCUCUAUACAUAGAUACUGCUACUUGAAUAAGGCGGAUGGAGAACUAAUCGAUGUACUGUAUUGUCAGACACUCUGGUGUUCAAUAUACCCUCUCUCAUAAAAUAAUUGCCUCAUCGCAUACCAGUUGUAUAAUAUUGUUCAGAAUUA
Molecule: messenger RNA, 2186 nt
Organism: Lolium perenne
Lineage: Eukaryota; Viridiplantae; Streptophyta; Magnoliopsida; Poales; Poaceae
Source: RefSeq, a predicted model, not a curated record